GACGCGCGGCAAGCGAGUGAGUGAGCGAGCGAGCGAGCGAGCGGGUAGGGCAAAGCGAACGUUUCGUGUUUCUGUGGCGUUCAGUCUGGUAGUCGCGUUUGCACGGCGUCGGUCUUGAGAUAUCGUUCCGAUCUUUCCCGCGGACGUUCCGACGUGAAGAAUCGGCGCGCGUCGUCGGCGAAUACGAUUCAUACGCGAGCGUGUCGUGCGGCGUUCUGAUUCGCUUCUUCGCGUGAGAUCGGCAGAUCGGGACAGGAUGAGAGGUGCAGGUGGUGUAUAGUGACCGUUGAAACUGAUCGUGAGACGCGAGUGAAACGUCGACGCGGCAGAGAGGAGGAAGGAGACGGUACGCGUACACAGCGUGGUUCGCGCGCGCUGACCCGAGAAGAAGCGGUUUGUGGAGACCAGAAUCGCCAUAAGAAGAGAGAGCAGGUAGGGGAGGAGGUACGGCGAUCGUCGUCGUUAUCGUCGUCGGGGACCGUCGACGAUGAUGGGAGAAUGUGCUGCACGGGCCGGGGCGAGGCCCCGACCGCUUCUCCGGCUGACGUUCUUCGUAACCUGCGUGCUGCUCUACGGAACUCUCGCGACUGCAACGAGAUUGAGGCACUCGAGACACCUGGACGUGAGAUCGCAGUUCCCGGACGAGGAGGAAUUACCGCUCAAUGAGAACUACAACCACAAACCGGUGUUCGUCAAUUGUGCGAAUUACGCGCCAAUGGUUGAUGAGGAAAUGCCGCGCUUCUCCUAUGUGUUCCAGGUGCACGCCGAAGACAAGGAUCCGCCGGAGGAUGGAGGCACCAUUACGUACAAAUUCGUGACCGGGCCGCAGGAGAAUGUUAAAUUCGAGAUCGACAACGUAACUGGUGUGAUCAAUACGACUACGAUAAUGGACAGAGACGAACCUAUUAAGGAUAGGGAGUUCUACCUCACGGUGCUCGCCACCGACAACGGGAGGCCGCAGCUGGACGAUGUGUGUACAUUUAAGGUCACCAUCAGGGACAUCAACGACAACGAACCCGUCUUCGACAAAGUGGUCUUCCGUGGAUACAAGUGGCAGGCGUACACCGAAUCCGUGCCGCAAGAUUUACCCGUCGAUCGCGAAGUCAUGAGAGUCUCCGCCAGCGAUCCCGACGACGGUGACAAUGCCACUGUGCGUUACAACUUAACGGCUAAGACAACGGCUGACGACGGGUACUUCCGGAUCGACAGAGAGACUGGUAUCAUAUACCUCACGCAAACUAUAAAAAACCACAACCCAGGCUAUAGAUUCGGUAUGGUGGCUAGGGCCAUGGACCUCGGCACACCUUCAUUGUCUUCUGCUAUUGAUCUCGAUAUACGGGUAGUAGAGUCGCAUAAGAAGGCGCCAAUUUUCCUACCGAGGCCAUUAGAGCCGAUCAAGUUAAGGGAGAAUUUUUCCGAUUUCGACGCCAGCAUUGUCCGUCUGAAAGCGAUCUCCAACGUCAACGACUCCAACAGCAAAUGGGACAAUUCGAACCUGCUCUUCGAACUGGUCGUCGGUAGCAAAGAGCAGACUAACAAGCUGAACACCUUUAGAUUAGAAUCGAACAAGGACGUGGCGGACAUCAAGAUCUCCCAGGCCCUCGAUUACGAGAGCAACACGCAGUAUUCAUUAAUAGUACGGGUGCAAAAUAAGAAUCAGUUGGCCGCCGAAACGGUAGUUGACAUCGAAGUUCUCGACGUGAAUGAUAUCAUUCCAACUUUCCGUGAUAUCAAGAAAGGAAGCGUGUUGGAAAACGAACCGCCGGGAGUACCCGUGAUGCAAGUACGAGCGAUCGAUCUCGACGGGACUUCCGCCAACAAUCAGGUCCGUUACGAGUUGGACAACUUUAAGGAACUGUUCGCAAUCGACAGCGUAACUGGCAAUAUCACGACAUUAGUGACGUUCGACAGAGAGGUUGAGGACACGUACGAUAUUAAAGUGAUAGCGAUGGAUAAUUCGCCGAGUGCUCUGUUCAAAACCGGCGAGCCCAACAAAGGGCAACAGGUGUUCCGAAUAGAAAUCGGCGAUAAGAAUGACAAUCCACCCCGCUUCACCCAAAAGGUGUACACUCAUAAUUCGGUUGACGAGAACGCCAACAUCAAUACGUAUAUAACCCAAGUUGAGGCCCUCGAUUCCGACACAGCAAGUCCAGUCACGUACAGCAUCAUAGCAGGAAACACUAACGGCAGCUUUUCCAUCGAGCGCACGACGGGGAAAAUUCGCGUGAAUCAAACGUUGGAUUACGAGCAGAUCACUAAGUACAAUUUGACCGUGAAAGCGUUCGACGGCGUGUUUAACGAUACCGCGCAGGUGGAGAUUUUCAUCGAGAACGUGAACGACAAUCCGCCGGUCUUCAGAGAGUUUAACAAAAAUCCGACGAUAGAGGAGGAGAAAUUAGUGCCUGGAUGUAUCACCACCGUGGAGGCUUACGAUCCAGACAUCGAGGACAGGAAUGCCGACCAACAUAUCGCGUACUUCAUCGUGAAGGAAAUUCAGCAACCUCUCAUCGACAUCGACAAAACUGGCUGUAUGAAGCUGAAGAAGCCGCUGGAUCGUGACCCGCCGAACGGCUAUUCGAUGUGGACUGUCAUCGUAAUGGCGAGAGACGAAGACGGCUCGCCCACGGCGCUACGGGAAUCGGUGGUCGUCAACAUCACCCUUCUCGAUAUAAACGACAACGCACCGUUCCUCGAUAUGCCUCAUCCCGUGAUUUGGGGCGAGAAUCAGUCACCUGGCAAGAUAACCGAGCUCAAAGCGCGCGAUUACGAUUCCGAUGAGAAUGGCCCUCCGUUCCAGUUCCGGAUCGACAGUAGCGCCGACGAAGAGAUCAAAGAGAAGUUCGACAUUCACAAGUCCAGUUUAUUCGCGAGGGUGCAGUUCGAUCGGGAACAACGAAAGAGCUACGAUAUACCGAUCGCGAUUACGGACAGCGGUUCGCCGUCCAUGACGGGCACCUCGACUCUCACUGUGAUCAUAGGCGACGAGAACGACAAUCCCAUGCAGGAGGGCUCGAGCUCGAUAUUCGUCUACAACUACAAGGGGGAAUCGCCCAAUACGCAAAUCGGGCGCGUUUACGUCAACGAUCCGGACGACUGGGAUCUGCCAGAUAAAUCCUUCGACUGGGCCGCCACUCCGCACGAGGGAUUCUUCUUAGACACCGACACCGGUAUGAUCACUCUGUUGUCCGGCACGUCGAACGACACCUUUGUGCUCAAAUUCAUCGUCACCGAGAAGGGUCACUUCUCGGGGCGCUUGCACCAAGUGAGCGCUUACGUGAACGUCACCGUGAAGGAACUCCCGGAGGAGGCCGUAGAGAGGUCCGGCUCGGUGCGAUUUUAUGGAAUAAACGCGGAACAGUUUGUCGAGCCCGACGAGUCCGGCGUCAGUAGGAAGGAGAUAUUCCAAGAGAAAGUGGCAUCCAUGCUGAACAUCUCGGUCGAGAACGUGGACGUGUUUACUGUUCUCCACUCGCCUCACUACAACAACCGGAGCCUGCUCGACGUCCGUUUCUCGGCGCACGGCAGCCCGUAUUACGCCCCCGAGAAGCUCAACACCAUCCUCGCGCAGCAUUCGCGGGAGAUCGAGCGCGAGAUGAGAGCGGAUAUCUUACUGGUGAACAUCGACGAGUGCCUGUUCGAGAAGCUGCACUGCAACAACUCGUGCCGCAGUUACCUGAACGCCAGCACCGUGCCGUACCCCAUCUACACCAACACCAGCUCGUUCGUCGGUGUCAGAGCGGUCGUGGACCCGCAGUGCACCUGCCACGUCGCGGAGCCGCUCGUCUGCCUGAACGGCGGCACCCCGUUGGCGGAACGAUGCGAGUGUCCACCUGGCCUGGAAGGACGGAGGUGCGAACUCUUGAGUAUCGGUUUCCACGGAGACGGUUGGGCCAUCAUGCCUCCGCCUGGUCAAGCCUGCGAGGAGUCACAUCUCGGACUGGAGAUAACACCGCACGUCGAGAACAGUCUCGUAUUCUACUUCGGACCCAUGACUUACAGUCCUAAACUUGGCAUUCAAGAUUUCAUGGCUCUGGAGCUUCAGCAAGGCUACGCCGUUUUGUACAUCGACUAUGGGACGGGAACUGCGCGGCUGGAUCAAAGACAAAUUAAAUUAACGGACGGCAAGAGUCACAGAAUAGAUGUUUUAUGGACAAAAACGUCGAUAGAGUUGAAAGUGGACAAUUGCGCUAUAUCUGCCUGCCUGAGUCUCACCGCACCGGUGAAUGGGCCGCACGGAACCAAUGAAUUCCUCAACGUUAACGGCCCGAUGCAAAUUGGCGGGACGUUGAGCAAUUUAGCGUACUUGGCGUCGAAAUUGGGAUGGGAUCAUACGCCGACCGAGAGGGGAUUCGUCGGCUGCAUACGCAACAUGUCAAUCAAUGGAAAUACGUACAAUUUAGGUAUGCCGUCGAUAUCCAAAAAUGCGGAUCCUGGCUGCAACCAUGGCAUGGCAAAGGCCGUAUCGUUCGGCAUCGAUACGAAUUUCCUAGUAGCUAUAUUAGUCUGCGUAGCGAUAUUGUUGAUACUACUGUUGGCGGUGGUUGUACAGAGAAGGAAGACAGACGACAUGUACAAAGAUAUGGACGACAUUAGGGAAAAUAUUAUUAAUUACGAGGACGAAGGUGGCGGUGAGGUUGACACAGGGUAUGACUUAAACGUGCUGCGAGCUAUUUACGACGCGCCGCCUAUCGAUUCCAAGAUAGCUCCGGUUGGUCUACAGGGUAGAGGAACCGACGAAGUUCCCGACAUAUGUGGUUUCUUAGACGGCAAGAAGGAAAGCUGCGACAAAGAUCCCGACACGAAUCCGUUCGAUGAUGUGAGACAUUACGCUUACGAAGGAGAGGGCAAUUCGGAAGGCGACUUGUCGUCGUUAGCUUCCUGUACUGACGACGGAGAUCUCAAGUUCAAUUAUCUGUCUAAUUUUGGACCAAGAUUCAGAAAAUUGGCAGAUAUGUACGGAGAAGAGCCCAGCGACGAGGAUAGCGACGGUGUGGGCGAGCGGGAAAGCGAAAGUUGGUGUUGAGUUUUCUUAGCUGGAAACUCGGCACAUGUAAAAUUUUUAACGAGAGUAAGAUAUAUUCCAAUUCGUUCGUUUUUUCCGAUUGAUUUCCAAAUAUUGUCGGGUUCGUUACACAAGAAAUCGCACAUCGGAACGUAGCCGAUGGUCCAUUGAGAGAAUUUCUCUCAAGAAUAAACUCUUCAUCGGCCACGGUUUAUUUCUCAAGAAUAAAUUCUUUCAUUGGUCAUCAUUGCGUCCCAAUAUCCGACUGCGAUGUACGACUUAUUCUUCUGCAAAGGGCCGUCUGCAAUAAUCGUAAAGUAUGCGGCAAGAUACAAGCAGGAAACCGAUUGACUAACCACAGUCGAUUAUUCUUGGACUGUAAAAAUCCAAUUGGUCAAUGGGUCAGUCGACAAAGUGUUAGGCCGUUUACAUAAUAAUAUAACAUCUAUAACUGCGGGGUUAUUCGGUCUAUAUUCCCGUGUCUUUCAUUUCAUCGCUCGGUUCUUAUUGUUGUAAUUUCUUAAAUUGCGAAAUGUCACAAUCAUGAUCGAAAAGUGAAUUCAGACUUUUAUGUCCGGAAGGGGAGAAGAAAGAGAAGGAAAAGAAAUAUACGCGUCAUCGUGCAAGAUGUCGAUUGUCUCCAACAACAGCUCGUCUGAGUACGGGAAUGCGGUAUAAUCCAGAACCGUUUUGAAUAUUCGUGUUUCGCGCAACGUACGAUGAACGUACUAUUCUCUCUUGUCCCACUUGUGCGCACGUAUCGCUUCUGACGUAAAAGUAUAAUAUAAAUGUAACCGUCUUAUCGACACGAGAUAUAAAAAUUCAUUUUGAGGAUCGAUACGAGAUUACACGUCAUUUCUGCAAGCAAAGAGAAUACUGGCUUAGUUCGUGUAUUGUCAGUCACUUGCGAUUAAUCUGAAACUUCAGUAACGGUCUGUCAAUAAGUCACACUCGCAUAAUAACACAACACACCGCGUCGAUCGACUCGCAUACUGUAAAACUCCUUCGCCUGUUCCUUCGUAGCGGCGGAGUUGGCGUACGUCACAUCGACUAGCGGCGAAUGAGACCACGCGUGUAGUUUUAACUACAAUGAAGCCUCGUUUCCCUCUUCUCGAUAGCGUAAAUUGAGGCUGCGGAAACGGGCCUGCGUCAAAUCUCUGCGGCACGUAUAUUCGUACUUAUAGUUAUGUGGACCGCAUGAGCUGAAGUGAAACCUGCGUGCGUCUCCUGGAAAUCGGGAACGGGUCGUGUGUGAACAGGUGUUAACAAUCGCGUCUAUUGCAGUAUUGUAAGGUUCGUUAAGGGCCAUUUACAAUAGCCGUAAGAUAUGCGACGCAAGUAGUAAGCACCAUUGACCAAUUGGAUUUCUACACUCCGAGAAUAAUCGGCUGUGGGUUAGUCAAUCAGCUUCCUGCUUGUAUCUUACUGCAUACUUGGCGAUUAUUAUAAACGGUCUUUUACAGAAAAAUAACUCGUAUAUCGGCGUAGGAUAUCGGGACCGCAGCCAAUGAGAGAGCUUAUUCUUGAGAAAUAAAUUCUCUAAUUGGACCAUCAGCUACGUUCCAACAUACGAUUUAUUGUUUAACAGGCCUAACAAUAUUUGGAAAUCAAUCGAAAAGAACAAACGAAUUGGGAUACGUAGUCGGAAAUCGAUUUUUCUUAUCACUGGUUAUUCACUGAUUACUGUAUACACACACACACACAUACACACACACAUACAAAGCUGCUUAGAAAAGCUUUUGGAAAUUUUGUUAUGGUUUUCCAAAAUAAAACACACGGACAGUUUUCGCACGAGCGAAACCAGAUCUAUUUAAUGCUCAUUUUAUCAUAUUUUAAGCAUCUCAUGCUGUCGCAGACAUUUCGCCCGUGUACAUAACCCAGAUAACGCGGAUGAUUGGCAGUAUAAUAUCAUUAACAAUUUCGUGUCGCUCCGCGUUAUUAACACGGGGAAAAAAAUAAGUUUGCUUGUGUCAACGUGACGAGACGAAGCGAAGCGGACGCGUUUUGGUUGAGGGAAAAAAAAUUUCUAGCUGUAAAAACCGAAUUUGAUUCGUAAGGAACGGAUGUUCCGUUUUUUCCGACAUAAAACGCGCUUGGUUCUCUUCAUCGUCACGGCAAUUCAAUCAAUCUUCUUUCUCAAACGUCUAGAUUUAUUGCACGUCGAUAAAGUCGACGAAGUAUUAAGCGCAUUCUUCGUUCGUUCAUUCACCAAGAUUAUUGGAACUAGAGAAAGAGGUACUGUUUAUUUUGUUAAUGUUUCUUUUUUCUUUUUAACAUUAUACAUAAUAGUAACGAAAUGCUAUGUGACUGACUUUAGAACUCGCCGGCAAGGGAAACCUUAGUAACUUUGUAAAGUCGCGCGUUCAUGGCUGCCAGGUUCAAGAGACGUUUUCCUACGACCACUCGCUUAUACACACACAUACAUACACACACAUAUUCCAUUAUCAUUUUUAAUAAUAAAUGUGUACAUUCCAAUAGCAAGAGCAGCUGCAGCGCAGCAAUGCCACUUUGAGUUCAUUUGAAGCUACAAACGCUCUGGGUGCACUUGAAGAAAGACUAUGAUUGAUCUGUACGGCGCUUCGAAGCGUUUGCAGCGUCAGGUGGAUCCUAUCCUUAGUAAGCAUCGUUGACGCGUCGCAGUUUAACAAAGCAACGGUCUAUAACGAGAGUAAUAAUUCGUAAUAUUCGAUUGCUGAUCUGUGUUCUUGAGUUUGGCAAUCAUCGAGUUACGAGGUUUCCGGACUAUUUUUUAUACAUUAUAUAAAUAUAUAAAUAUACAUAUAAAAAGAUAUAUAUAUACAUAGAUAGACAGAGAGAGAGAGAGAGAGAGAGAGAGAGAGAGAGAGAGAGAGAGCGCAAGCGAAUUAUAAAAGAAAAACGAGUGAUCAGUGUAGUGGAUCGUGAAAGGACAACACUUCUUAACAGGAAUUUAGAGGGAUUAUCGCAGGAAUAAAGGAACUGAAUGGGAGAAUAGUGCGCGCGUCACUUUUCUAUUUAAUUUAUAAUAUAUAGUAUUUUAAUAAUUCAGCGUAUGUAUGGAUGAGAGAGAGAGAGAGAGAGAGAGAGAGAGAGAGAGAGAGAGAGAGAUAUGCAAGACGUACGGUGUGUCACGAGUGCGUAUGCACAUCCGACGUCCGUGUGCAUUAACGGACGGACACGGUCCGUGUAAGUGUGUACUGUAAUCGCGUGCGUAAUAUUGUUAUAUUCGAUAUACGUUCCCGCAAACGCAUAUACAUAUAUACAUAUAUCCUUUAUACGUGUAUAUUUCUCUCGCGAGAAUCGCAAGAGUUAGGAAGUUCUCUCGUCGCAAGUUUGUCCGUAAUGUUCCGCCAGUAGGAUUUUAUCUCGCUCUAAGCAGCACAUCCGUGCUUGCAGACGAAAGAAAAAAAAAAAGAAACAACCGACGCAUGAAGAUCGAGUGCCAUAGCGCGCCUCGGACGUUCGAUCCUCUCUCUCCAUUUUCUCAUUUCGCGAGUAACGAUUAACAGUUAAUUCCUACCGACAAUUCCUACCGACAUAGGACAUCAGCACACAUUCGCGCGACCCGCAAGUAACUCCGGGACGACAAACCGCGUUAAUACACACGUACGUACUUAAAACGUUUGCAAUCAAAUGUUCCCUCGUCACGGAAGUAUUUGCCUGUGUCCGUCGUCGGUCAGCGACGACCACUUUAUUAAAACUUUAUUAAACCGUCAGCAUUCUCGCCGUAGCGUCUUCAUGAGGUUAAUAAGUAUUUAUACGUGUAUGCGAACACCACACAUACACACCGAUGCUCUUACUUUUAAGCUCCUUAUACACAGACCGGCGUAACAGCGCAUUAUAAUUAGGGUUACUAGUAUUUUUUAAGCGUAUAAAAUACAUUUGUUCCGGGAUAUCAACGGAUGAAGUUGUUAACAGUGACGGGCGACUGCCUUGUCACGUCGUCUUCUUGGAGUAAUCAAUAAAUAAUAAAUUGAUAAUGCGUGCGAUUGGAAAAUCCUAAGAACCUAACCGCAUGACAUAUUGAGGCUGUUAUGUCGGUUUGUCUGCAUUUGGUUUCGACACGGUUCAGACACCUUUCUUCGAUGCGAUUUAAAACAGAGCCGGUGGCACGAUGGGAGAACUUAGUUUCUGGAAAUUGAUCGGAAACAAAUUCCCUCGGUGGUGGACCAUCGGCCGCACUUCAAACCGCAUUGAGAGAAAAGGUAAAACCGUAUCGGAAGCAAGUGUGCGAUAAAGUUAACGAUGACAUAUGUAUUGUCUGCGAGUGGUUACGUUGAGGUGUUACCGCAGAUCGAGAUACGUUCCUCGGUUAUUCGUGCUGCUUGAGACUCGCCAUUUUUUAUAACUCGUCGACGAUGAAGUACUGACGAUUGUUGAGUGCGUAACGUUUCGAUACUUAUUAUAUAGUAAUAAGACGAGCGAUUUAAUAUCCAUCGAUAUUUCAUAUGUGAGAUAUCCGAGAUCACGUUCAACAAAUAAUUCGCGUUAGUGAUGAACUUUCAAUAAUUCCUCGGCCGUACGAAGAGAACUGUGCAUAAGUAACCGAGGGAUGUUCAGAUCACGUUCCUCCACGCGUAAAUGCGUAUGAAAUUCGAUCUUGUUUUUAAACAUCUGACGCGUAAGAGAACGAUGUUUAAAUGGAAACGCUGAGGAAUGAGAUCAAAUGUGUUUCAAAUAGCAUUAAUAUGGACCCAUACAGUUUGCUUUUUCUCUCUCCCGAACCUUGUGAAUACAUCCAAAAUGUAACAUCUACAAUAUAAUCAAAACUUUCUCAAGAGAAUUUCCAACCUUCUUACGAAUACUUCUUAAUAUAACACUAUCAGAGGAAAAAAAUUUAGAAAUAUAUCAAUACAUAUCUCUCCAUGUGCUGCUUAUGUGUUGAUCUGUAUUGUGUUUUCUACUGAUAGUCUUCUCUGUGCAUCGUUGCUGUUAUAUUUGCAAAAGUAGAGAAGGAUAAAAUAUUCGAUAUUCGAUUCUCGAAUAUGUAUAUUUUGUGAAAUCCCGUAGCGUUCCAUAUUGAUAUCGUUUGAUAUUGAUCUUCGAAUUUGAUCUCAUCCCUAAUGACAUCGUCGUACUCUGAUACCGCACUGUUAAUCAUUGAAACGAAACUCAACGUACCGCGCAGUCUUAAUACAUAUCGCGAAGAUCGACGCAGAUGUAUGACGAUGCAGCUACACGAUAAGAAAGACAGCUUAGGCGGAAGCGUGUGAUCUCAAGAAUUAAGCAGCGGAUUCUUGGUUGGGCGUUCCUCCGUAUGAAUGUCUACCUACGAGCUACUUAGACGCUUGCCAUUGAACAACGAUUAGGAGAGAAAUCAAGUUGAUACAGUGACAGAGACCUAAUCAUUUAGCUAGAAACAAGAACUAACUAUUCCCAUUGAAAUUUAAUUUCCGCGCAUCUUCGCGCAAAUUGUUCUUAUCUUUUCCCCCUUUAUCUCUUCUUUUUUUAUUAAGACAGACAUUUCUGGCAAGCGUGGCGAAAAGACGUUAUAUCAAUACAAAGUCUGUAUGAUAAAGUUUGUACGUGUGCAGGAUGCUUCAGAAUCACAGGUGAAAGAUGUAACUGGCCGGUGGAGAGAAAAAAUUGCGAAAGCAAACAAAGAGAUUUUUACGUGCAUAGGUGCGUAAAAUAAUCGUCUUCGGGAUAUUCAGCUUCUUACUUUACUUACCUUUUUAGCUACGCUCUUCACAUUCAUGUUUACACGUAUGUAUAUUUAUUAUUGAACGUGUGCACCACGACUUGUUUGUUUGCUCUCGUAAAUUACAUUAACCUCUCAGUUGAAUCUUGUAAUUUUGAAGUGUCCCGCGCAUAUAAAGAUAUGUAUGUAUAGAAUAACUGUAAUAGGUUUUAAUCCCCUGUCAAUUGGGCGUAAUGUACAACAGCUAACAAUAACAUCGCUCGACUUUUCCUUUAUCAUUUCUUUAUCAUCAAUAUAAGAUUAGCUCUUACAUAGGAACAUAAGAAAUUGCCGCGCGAAGAAAUGUUGUUUUUUUUCCUUUUUAACUUAUUCAUUCGUUAGAAGAAACCUCCUCUUGCCCGCGUUAACUCCGAAUUCGUAUAAAUCAUUGAUAUUCAUCUUGUGACACUGUAAAGAAAACGUUCACGCAAUCCUCAUCAAUUUUCAUACACCUGUAAUCGCCGUUUCUCUAGUGUCCACGAGAAAUGACGAAUCGCUCAUUUCCGUCGCGAUAGGGUCGUAAAGUGUAAAGAGGUUCGUAAAUGCUGUUGAUAAAUGUUUAUUGAACACUGCCUUUAAGUGAUAGAGAAAGAUCAAUUCUUCGACGCGCGAUCUUAACAAUUAAAUCUUAACCGGAUCUUGACGUAUUACCGCACUCGAAUAAAGAAAAUGAAAGGAGAUAGGAUGUGAAGGGGAAAAAAAAAAGAACGUAAACCAUAAACAGAGAGACAGAGACGCAGAUAUAACUAGAUACGAAAAUAUACAUAUUAUAUACACGCGCAUAAAUGUAUGCGCGCGCGUAUACACAGGCUUGUACAUUAUCUAGCGAAGUAAGACUUCUAUUGCGUACCAUUUAAUAUGUGAUAAUCGACGGCAACGCAUAUGAGCGCACCAUUAUCCUUUACCUUCGAUCCACCCUUAGCUCGACAACGUUAAGUGUAAUUUCUUUUUUUGUAGCAAUAAAUUCGAAUAUACACGAUA
Molecule: messenger RNA, 11642 nt
Organism: Dinoponera quadriceps
Lineage: Eukaryota; Metazoa; Arthropoda; Insecta; Hymenoptera; Formicidae
Gene: shg
Product: DE-cadherin
Exons: 16
Coding region: 488-5023 (1511 amino acids)
Biological process (GO): homophilic cell-cell adhesion; calcium-dependent cell-cell adhesion; cell morphogenesis
Cellular component (GO): adherens junction; catenin complex; plasma membrane
Molecular function (GO): calcium ion binding; cadherin binding
Source: RefSeq, a predicted model, not a curated record